AUGGCCCACAAAAGGCCCUUUCUCGAUAAUUUGGAUGCGAAUAUAUUACCUUGCGGUGGUCUUAAACCCAAAUCUCUUGUGGAAAUAUCAGGUGCUUCUAAUACAGGCAAGAGUUUAGUGCUCAAUCAAUUAAUAGCACGCUGCUUACCGCCUACCUACUUUGGUGGAAAAUAUUGUGAUGCUAUUUUAAUUGAUCUUGGCCAUAAGUUUUCUGUUCAACAUUUUGAAAAGCUUGUCACACGCGUCAUAAAUGAAUCUGGAGAAAAAUGUACACCAGCCGAGAACAUAACAGUGAUUCAUAAUUGCUUAAACUCAGUUACAGCGCUUAACUGUUAUACUGCAGAAGAUUUCGAUUUAGCCUUCGAUAUAGUUGAAGAUAUUUUAUGGGAGAAUCAAAAUGUUUCAUUAUUAGCAAUAGACACUUUGGAUGCCUUUUAUUGGGCAGAUACGCAUAAAAAACUCGUCCGAAUGACCACACAUUACAAUAAAUUAGUAACUAAACUGAAGCAACUAUUUUUACAAAACAACUAUCAUGCCUUAAACCAUACGAUUGGUUUAACUAUCUGGACAUCUAAAUCUAAUUGCCAAAUAAUGAGCUAA
Teleopsis dalmanni is the source of this 600-nucleotide messenger RNA. RefSeq lists its product as uncharacterized. Bases 1 to 600 code for a protein of 199 amino acids. Gene Ontology annotation, molecular function: four-way junction DNA binding. Gene Ontology annotation, cellular component: replication fork; Rad51B-Rad51C-Rad51D-XRCC2 complex; centrosome. The transcript is spliced from 2 exons. The record is from RefSeq and is a predicted model, not a curated record. NCBI's taxonomy places the organism in Eukaryota, Metazoa, Arthropoda, Insecta, Diptera, Diopsidae. Gene Ontology annotation, biological process: double-strand break repair via homologous recombination; DNA strand invasion.